Paramuricea clavata is the source of this 2676-nucleotide messenger RNA. The record is from the annotation of a GenBank genome assembly. NCBI's taxonomy places the organism in Eukaryota, Metazoa, Cnidaria, Anthozoa, Malacalcyonacea, Plexauridae.
AUGGAUAGCCAAACGAUAAAAUGGUUAGUUUUUAACGGAAAAGCUGAAAACUACCCAGCAUGGAGCACAAAGUUCACCGCGUAUAUGCAAACGAAAGGUUUAUACAAAGCGCUUCUCGGGAAAGAAGUCGUACCAGAAGAGAUAGCACCGCUAGCAGGGGAUGCUUCAGACGAGCAGAAGGCCGAAUGGGAGGCAAAAGUUCAACAAAAAAAUAAACAAAUCGAAGAAAUUAAAGAAAGAAAUAAUACGGUAAUGUGUCAUAUUGCUUUAGCCCUCGACAAUAAUAGUCUCUUAUAUAUAAGACAUGAUUGCUUGUCAUCAGAUGGUGUUGGGGACGGGGCAAAGGCGUUGCGUUUGCUACAACAGAGAUAUUCCAACGUGGAAAAGCCAACUGUAGUAAGUCUAGUUCGUCAAAUUUCUCGAUUACAGUUAAAUGAAAAUGAAAAAUUAUCCGAAUAUUUUAUACGAGCGCAAGAAUUAAUGUCUCGAUUAACCGAAGCUGGUGAAAAGAUAUUAGAAACACUAUUCAAUGCCUUAGUUAUAAACGGACUUCCAGAGAAAUAUGAGCACUUCAUCGUACAGGAAAGUUUUAAUCCUGCAGCAAAUUUCACCGAAUUACGAACACGUUUACAAAAUUAUGAUGAUAGUCGACUACAAAGAAAUCAAGCAAAAGAAGAUAGUGCAACAGCUAUGUAUUCUGGAAAUACGUCAGGAAGAAAAAAAGGUCCAACCAAGCCGAAGGGAGAUUGUUUUGUAUGCGGAAACCCUGGACAUUUCGCCAAGCAAUGUAGUAAAAGAAGUUCAGCUUACUGCUCAAAGUGCAAGAAAAAGGGACAUUUACCAAAAGCAUGCAGAGGUUCAAGUAAACCUGAUAAAUCCACAAAAGAACCCAACUCAUUUGCAUCAUAUUCUCAAUGUAUGAACAGUGGUACUGAAACAAGCAGUGGUACUGGCAAACCAAACCAUCUCAUUAUCGAUACUGGUUGUACUGAUCACAUCAUUAGCCAAAAGGAACUUGUUGAAAACUUACAACCUUGCAGCAUCAAAAAUGUUAAAGAUCCAAAGGGAAAUUUUACUCCUGUUGAAGGAAUUGGUGAUGUACCAGUAAAGCUUCAUCUGAAAAAUGGAAAAGAGGAAGAAAUGGUUCUACGAAACGUACUUUAUGUGCCAAACUAUGAAGUGAACCUGUUUUCUGUCAAUCGAUCCGUCAGAUUUGGACACAAAUUCGUAUUUAAUAAAAGUGAAGCAAAGUUAAGAUUAAAUCAUGGUCCACAAGUCGAUCUCACUGAAGACAGUGGUUUAUUUUAUCUGAAGAUUACCUUUCAAAGGUCCAGUGCACGUCAUUCUACCACUUACAACACAAAUAAAGCAGCAAUCAAAGGAGGUAUUAAUCUGUGGCACCAAAGGUUCGGACACUUAAACAAGGGUGACGUCAAACGCACCAUUGGCUGUGAAGAUAAUUUGAAGGAAGUAUGCGAAACGUGUCCACUUGGAAAGCAAUCUAGUAAACCUGUACCGAAAGAAACGCAGAACAAGUCGCAGAAAGUUCUCGAACUCGUUUACUCAGAUAUACUCGGUCCAUUUGAAGUACCUAGCCUCAGUGGAUCUAGAUAUGCGAUUACAUUUAUCGACGAAUACUCGAAACAUUCCAUCGUAAAGUUUAUGAGCAAGAAAUCCCAAGCUUUUGAAAAAUUUAAAGAGUAUGUAGCUGAAUACGGAACACCUCAAAGACUGAGAACUGACAAUGGAGCUGAAUACACAUCGAAGCAAUUCAAGGAUUACUGCAGAAACUCAAAAAUAAAGCAAGAAUUUACUGUUCCAGAAACCCCACAACAGAACGGAGUUGCAGAACGCUUCAAUCGAACUGUAGUUGAAAUGGGACGAUCUCUGUUAAUCCAAGCCAAGUUACCAAAGUGCUACUGGGUAAGAGCCUUAUCUACAGCAGCUCACAUACGAAAUCUUACAGUAACUGCCAAUAGCAACCAAGGAAAGAGUCCUUUUGAACUCUUUACCGGAAAACCACCAAGGCGCAACCACCUACGAGUUUUUGGCUGCACGGCAGUUAUGAAAAGAAAGAUCAAUAUGAAAAAGCUGGAUUCGAGAUCGGUGAAAGCCAAAUUUAUCGGUUAUGAUGACAAAAGCACAGCCUACAUCUUGCAAGAAUUCGACUCGAAAAAAGUCAUCAAAGCACGUAAUGUCAUCUUCAAAGAGAACGAAAUCCAGUCAUUCUCAGCCAGAGAAACAAUGAGUCCAGACAACCCAAACCUUGUGAGUCCAAACAUGGAUUUUGAAGAUGAUCGCUCGAAUGACGAAGCCACAAAGAUAUCGGUCCAAGCUAGAGUGGGGGAAAAUGAUAAGACACCUGUUGUUCAAAAUCCACAUCAAGUCGAAGAAAACCCUGAGGAAGACGAAGUCGCACUCCCCAGAGAAAGCAGAAAUCGUCGCCCCCCGGAACGAUAUGGAUUACCCUACACGUUUAACAUAACAAAAGAGGAAAACAUACAAGAACCCAGGUCGUAUAAUGACGCAAUUCGUUCACCGCAUGCAGAAAACUGGAGAAAAGCUAUGCAAGCAGAGUACAAGUCACUAAUGGACAAUAAUACCUGGACAUUAGUCGAUGAACCAGAAGAUCAACAAGUCUUACCUGGAAAAUGGGUGUAUAAAGUAAAGUAUUGA